CGCCUUCUCGGCACUUCACUAUGGAGCGAUACGACAGCGCACAUUAUAAAAUCCCGACCCGCGUCUCGAAUAUCCAAAGAAGUUGUAUAAACUGUCCCAGUUGACUUGCAAACGCAGGAAAGCCACAGUUCUUUGAUUCCGGCAAAUUUGGCGAGGUGAGAUAAAAGCCCCACGCGCCUUCUGAGCAAGUACGCAUCACGUGAGUGGACGUCUGCGUUACGGAAGUAAAGGUUAGUUUCUGACUGAAGCGCUGACUCUCCCACGCGCUUUCGACCAGCAGAAGAAACCAUUCAUUCAUCUCUUCUCCUCGUUUGAUUCGAUUGGAUUCGACACGAAAACAUGCGAAGCAGAUUGUGUCAUUGAACAUUCCCCACGUUCGCACGUCAGCUCGUCGGAUCCAAAUUCGAUCGAUCGAUCGAUCGGAACGCAAGGGAAGGGAAGAGAAGAAGACUCGGACUGAGGUCAGCGCCCCGCCGUCAGUGAGGACCAAUGGACGCCGCCGCGGCUGUUGACGAUGAGAGGAGCGUGGAGGACGCCCUGUCCUAUGCGAUCCUCCUCUCCGAGCGCGUCCGGUCGGCGGCCGAGCACGCCGAGUCCUUCAAGUCCGACUGCUCCGAGCUCCGCAAGCAGGUCGACCGCCUCUCCCCGACACUCCGCUCCCUCGUCCGUUUCGCCUCCUCUUCCUCCCUCUACGACCGUCCCGUCCGGCGGAUCCUCUCCGACAUAUGCGACGUCCUCGACCGGGCCCUGGCCCUGGCCCGCCGCUGCAGGCGGCAGAACUUCCUCCGCCGGGUCGUCACCAUCACCAGCGCCGCCGAUUUCAGGAAGGUCCAGAACCUUCUGGACGCCUCCGUGGGGGACAUGAAGUGGCUGCUGAGCAUCUUCCGGGCUGACGGGGACGGCGGGAUUGAGCUCUCCCUGCCCCCGAUCGCGAGCAACGACCCGAUCCUCUCCUGGGUUUGGUCCUUCAUCGCCUCGAUUCACUACGGCGAGUCCAGCGACCGUGUCGAGGCGGCCAACGAGUUGGCCUCGCUGGCAAAGGACAAUGAUCGGAACAAGCAGAUGAUUGUAGAAGAAGGCGGGAUUCCCCCGCUGCUGAAGCUCUUGAAAGAAGGCUCCGACCCGGAGGGGCAAAUCGCAGCUGCUACAGCCCUCAUCAGCAUAUCGAACGACCAGGAUAGAGUCUGGGCGAUCGUGAAGGAGCUUGGGGUCCCGAUCAUCGUCCAGGUGCUCGGUGAAUCCCCGAUGAGGGUUCAGAUUCUGGUGGCUAAUCUGGUGGCGAAAAUGGCCGAGCACAACCCACUGGCACAGGAGGAUUUCGCGUGUGAGAAUGCUAUUCGGCCGCUUGUCACAUUGCUCGCAUUCGACAUGAUCAUAGGUGAUGAUAGGAGGGCUCAGGAGAAUGGCAAGGCGAGCAUCCACUCCAUUCUUGAGAUGAACAGGAGAAGGGGCGAAAGCUCGAAAUUGGGUAAUCCUCAUAACAGUCUUCGUCAUCUGAAUUCGUACUCGUAUCCGACAUGGGAUGGCAGUUCUAGAGCAGGGAGCCAUAGGAGGGAGUGGGAGAAUGAGACUUACGAGGUCAAGCUGAAGCUUAAGACGAACUGCGCGAGGGCUCUGUGGAUGUUAUCGGCGGGGAGUAUAUCCAACAGUCGUAGGAUUACUGAGACAAAGGGACUGCUCUGUUUGGCAAAGUUGAUCGAGAGAGAACGAGGCGAGUUGCAGUACAACUGCCUAAUGGCAGUGAUGGAGAUCACCUCUGCAGCCGAGUCGAGUGUUGAUCUCAGGCAGGCGGCUUUUAAGACCAACUCCCCUGCCGCAAAAGCCGUGGUUGAGCAGCUCCUGAGGGUGAUUAAGGAAGCAGAGGACAAAUUAUUGCAGAUUCCUGCAAUCAGAUCAAUCGGGUCGCUGGCGAGGACAUUCCCUGCAAGGGAGACCCGCGUGAUAGUGCCACUCGUGGAUCGCCUCGGUCAUUGGGAUCCUGAUGUGGCGACCGAGGCUGCAAUCGCUCUCGGGAAGUUUGCUUGCCCUGCCAAUUUCCUUUGCACGGAGCAUUCAAGGACGAUCAUCGAGCUCGAUGCAGUCCCAGGACUGAUGAGGCUUCUGAGGAGUAGUGAGAGGGCACAGUUUCACGGGCUGGGCCUGCUCUGCUACCUCGCUCUGCAUUCUGGGCACAACGAGAGGCUGGACCAGGCCAGGGUCCUCACGGCUCUGGAGGGGGCGGACCGGUCCGUGGCGGCACAGCAUCCCGAGCUGAAGGAGCUGAUCGUGAAGGCUAUGUACCACCUCAAGAUGUAUCAUUCUGUCGGGCAUUCUCAGAGGCUGUCUUAUCCUCCUUAGAAAUCCUAUUUCCGGUGAGGUAUAUAAACAAUUGUCCAUAUAGAAGUAGACAGGAUUGUCAAUAGAAAGAACAGCAAAGGAGCUUAGAGUGAGACUGGUAGUGAUACCUUGAAAGCACAGUUUAAAGUUUUAAUCUCGUAUGAACAAAAUAUCAUCUCUCCAUUAUUUAUCUUCCGGA
Punica granatum (pomegranate) is the source of this 2515-nucleotide messenger RNA. NCBI's taxonomy places the organism in Eukaryota, Viridiplantae, Streptophyta, Magnoliopsida, Myrtales, Lythraceae. The record is from RefSeq and is a predicted model, not a curated record.